AUGAGGCUCCCGCCCUUUGUACUGGCUUUGGUGGCGGCCAUCUGUCCUGGGGUUUCCUCCACGGCUACUGACGAUUGUUUGGCAUGCGUGGAGGGCAAAGGGUCCUGGCAACUAAGCUCAUGCCACUCUGCAGAUCGUCUGGGGCAUUGCCCCAUUGCAGAUGCCGACUGCUGCACAGACGCAGAGUGCUGUGUUACCAGUGGCUGCCGAUCACCUGAAGACAUGCUUGUCGAAUCAUGGGCGUCAGACCAUCCAGUGUCCUGCCACAGAUGUUGUGAGGAGUCGUCGCAGGGGUGCAAGUUCCGGACCUACGUGGAUGGUGCCGCAACGUAUUCUGAACCACACUACAACGUGGAGGAAGUUGUGCCUGGCAAGAUGUGUGCGGAUGUUUGGCCCGAUCCAGGCACUACAUGCCCACCUUGUGCAUACUGCGACAUUCACACCGAACAGGAGUUGAUCAAGAGACUACACGAGUGCAACUGCCAGACUAUCCAUCCUGAAACAGACUGCGGUGACCCUACGUCAUGCGAGUGCUACUGCCACAAGCAGGCGCAGGGGCUUGAGCGCUGUCCACACGUGCGACUGCCCCGAUCCGAGCUGUGA
Messenger RNA from Symbiodinium natans, 603 nucleotides. The record is from the annotation of a GenBank genome assembly. NCBI's taxonomy places the organism in Eukaryota, Dinophyceae, Suessiales, Symbiodiniaceae.